CGAACACUUUUUUGUGCUUGAAUCAGAAUUGCCACGAAGAGCAGAAUUUGUUUAGUGCCUGAUUAAAUUAAUUACAAAAUUAUAUUUUAAAGACAAACACUAAUAAAAGCCAAGCGCGAUGGGCUCGAGUCAAAGCGUGCAUAUACCUGGCGGUGGCACCGAAGGCUACCACGUACUUAAAGUCCAGGACAAUUCACCGGGCCAGAAGGCCGGCUUGGAGGCAUUCUUCGACUUUAUCGUGGCCAUAGCAGGCACCCGUCUCGAUCAAGACAACGAUAUGCUGAAGGAGUUGCUUCGGCAGAAUGUCGACAAGGCAGUGCGACUGACAGUAUAUUCGAGCAAAACGCAAACGGUACGGGAACUAACGUUAACGCCCAGCAACAACUGGGGUGGUCAAGGCUUACUAGGAGUUAGCAUACGGUUCUGUUCGUUCGAGGGCGCUAACGAGAGUGUCUGGCACAUACUGGAGGUGCAUCCGAACUCGCCGGCCGAGCUAGCUGGCCUGCGCGCCUAUAGCGACUAUGUAAUUGGCGCCGACGCGAUACGCCACGAGAAUGACGACCUCUUCACGCUGAUCGAGAUGCACGAGCAGCAGCCGCUGAAGAUGUACGUCUAUAAUCUUGACGACGAUGCCUGCCGUGAGGUGACGAUCAAGCCAAAUACUGCCUGGGGUGGUGAGGGCGCACUUGGUUGUGGCAUUGGCUAUGGCUAUCUGCAUCGCAUUCCUGUUCAACCCGCUCCACCAGCACCAACGGCAUCCACAGCAGCUGCGCCCGUAGCUGCGACCGGAGCCGCAACUACGAUAGGUGCUCCAACAGUGGCCGCAGCGAGUGCCGUCGUGGCACCAACGCUUCCAUAUAUACCGCCACUGGCAAAUACGUUCGGCUCAACAAAUGCCGAAAUAAAGCCGCCAACUAUUGAUCCUCCGGCACAGAGCCUUUUUAAGGCCUAUUUCAAUCCUGAUGAUGGAUCGGAUCCAGUUACAGCAGCUCUAGAAACACAAAGAGGUGCCGAUGGGCAGUCUUCUGCCGUUGCAGCCUCCCCAUCUGAAAUAAUUUCACCACCACCGCCUGCAGAAACAGCUGCAGCAACCGCAGUCACUGUCGCCGCGCCAGGACCCAUUGCUACACCGGUUGUUGCAGAUGCUCAGCCCGUUCCACCACCAGCUAACAUCUUUAUACCCGGCGUUUAUGAUCCCACACAGUACGGCGUGAGCACAAAUGUGAAUGUCGGCGGCAUACCCGCCGCCCAACUGCCCUAUCCCGAAGCCACAGCGGCAACAUUGCCGCCGCCACCCGUGCCCAUGUUCUCGACUGCAUCGAUGCCGCAGCAACAGCCCUACAUGACGUCACCUAUGGCGCUUUCCUAUCCCGCUGCCCCUACCGUGGCAUCCUAUCCCCAAGUGCAACCUUCGAUGGGCGGACUGUUUCCCACGCAGCCAACCCCUAUGCCUCCUCAAAUGAUGCACAUGUUCGCGCCUCCGCCGUCGCAAUCGCCGCAGUCUCAGCCGCCACAAGUGCACAACAGUGAGGCUGUGGCAACAACUCAAGCCAAUUAGAUAGCUGUGGACCAAUAACUAAGGAUUCCGUUAUUCGCGCUUUAGACAAAACGUUAUAUCGUUAAGUUUUUCUGAUUAUUAUUAACAAUGACCUCCCUUUUUGUCUCAAUUGCUAAUUUGAUACUAUUAUAUAUGCAAUAAAUAAAAAUAUGUAUGUACAUUUUAAAACUCAUAUAUAUUCACAAUUGUGUAAAGAUAAAAAUUUGGUUGUCCUUUGAUUUGUUUCAUAUGUACCUACACUUUUAUAUACUUAUCUAUAUUUAUCAUCGAAUAGUUACCAAAAUUGACAACAUUUUUAUACAGGAUCUUUAUAUAUCAUAUAGCCCGAAACGUCGGUCGGCUGGCCGAGCAUGCAAGAAUAUAUGUAAAGCGAAACGUACACGAAAUAAAUGAAUAUCACAAAA
This is a messenger RNA of Scaptodrosophila lebanonensis, 1962 nucleotides long. RefSeq names its product Golgi reassembly-stacking protein 2 (gene Grasp65). Gene Ontology annotation, cellular component: Golgi apparatus. NCBI's taxonomy places the organism in Eukaryota, Metazoa, Arthropoda, Insecta, Diptera, Drosophilidae. Gene Ontology annotation, biological process: Golgi organization. The record is from RefSeq and is a predicted model, not a curated record. The transcript has 2 exons. The coding region runs from base 119 to 1558 and encodes 479 amino acids. Gene Ontology annotation, molecular function: protein binding.